Magnolia sinica is the source of this 2792-nucleotide messenger RNA. RefSeq lists its product as uncharacterized. NCBI's taxonomy places the organism in Eukaryota, Viridiplantae, Streptophyta, Magnoliopsida, Magnoliales, Magnoliaceae. The transcript is spliced from 4 exons. Bases 253 to 2655 code for a protein of 800 amino acids. Gene Ontology annotation, molecular function: protein binding; zinc ion binding. The record is from RefSeq and is a predicted model, not a curated record.
UGGGUGAAAGUCUCGAGGAUUGGACAGGACACUCGAACAAAAUCGGUGGUCCGCAGGAGCACAUCUCCUUCAUUCCACCUUUAUACUCCCUUCGUAUCCAUUUUACAGCGUCAUCCAUCUGCUCCCAUUCCAUCGCAUGUGAGCAAGAGUGGAGUUUUCAGCUAUCGCUCCACCAGUCCUCAGGGUGAAGCUCUAAAAAUACGUGACGUCACAACGAUCUCUUCGCCCUUCACAGGUAGUUGCAGUGUGACCAUGAGGAAAACUGUAGCUAUUUGUCAGUUUGGUGGCGAGCUUGUUCCAAACGAUGAUGGGUCUAUGUCAUAUAAUGGUGGAGAAGCGCAUGCAAUACAGGUCCUUCCCAACAUGAAAUUUGAUGAGUUCAAGUCAGAAAUAGCCGAAAUGUGUAACUGCAACACGAAUACCUUAUCCAUCAAGUACUUCCUCCCAAGUAACAGGCGUAUCCCAAUCACGUUAUCCAAUGACAAGGAUAUGCAGCGCAUGAUUGAUUUUCAUGAGGAUUCCGCAACUAUAGAUGUUUUUGUUUUAGAAGGAGAUGCUGUUGCUUGGAACGCUGUGAAAACAGUUAACAACAGGGCAAGCAGAGCUGCAAGUAGGACAACAAGUAGGCCUGCAAGAAGGACUGCAAGAAGGGCUGCGGCCACUGAUUCAAUCAACCCAAUUCCUACAACUGUCAAUAAUGAUAGGACCACUGAUUCAAUCAACCCAAUUCCUACAACUGUCAAUAAUGAUAGGACCAUAAGGAGAACCACAGUCACCGAUCCAAUGACUCCUGCUGCCACCGUUGCCACUGAUGGUGUUGAUAGGACUGUAAGUAGGAACAUUAGUUGGGCUACAUCUGCUGACCUAAUCGCCCCAAUUGCCGUCGUUGGCAAUAAUAAGCGGCCACGGCCAUUGAGUUCAACUGAAAAAUUCAUCAUUGAUGUGGGCCAAGAAUUUAAUAGUGCCCAUGACUUCCGUGAUGCAUUACGUAGGUUCGCCAUUGCUAAAGGGUUCAUAUUCACGUAUAUUAAGAAUGAAAGCACCCGUGUGACUGCCAAAUGUAAAGCUGAGGGUUGCCCAUGGCGGGUGCAUGCUUCCAGACUCUCAACCAUGCAGAAGUUCAAGAUUAAGAAGAUAAACAACGUGCAUACAUGUGGAGGUGGGGUCGGCAAAGAUGGGCAUCCUCAUGCGACGAGGCGCUGGGUUGCGAGCAUUAUAAAAGACAAGGUACGGGACAUGCCACAGUAUAAGCCAAGAGACAUUGCGAAUGACAUAUUUCGAGAGUAUGGAGUUAGCCUCAAGUAUCAUCAGGCGCGGCGCGGGAAGGCAAUGGCCCAGGAGCAGCUUCAAGGCUCCCGGGCGGAGGCGUAUAAUCAGUUGCCUUGGUUGUGCGAGAGGAUAAGGGAGACAAAUCCAGGUAGUCUUGUAACUUUGACAACAACAGAUGAAUCGAGGUUUCACCGCUUUUUCGUCUCAUUCCAUGCUUCGCAGCAUGGGUUCGAGAAUGGUUGCCGCCCUCUCAUUCUUCUUGACGGGACUUCUCUAAGAGAUAAAUGCCAAGGGACAUUAUUAGCUGCAGUGUCAGUCGAUGGGAACGAUGGUAUUUUUCCAAUCGCCUUUGCUGUAGUGGAUACGGAGUCUUAUGAUAAUUGGCAUUGGUUUUUGUCUGAAUUGAAAUUGGCAGUGUCAGUGAAUCAGACCAUAACAAUUGUGUCCGAUAGAUGUAAUGGUUUGGAGGAGGCCGUACCGCAGAUUUUCAAGGACAGCUAUCAUGCCUACUCUCUACAUCACCUAACUGAGGACUUCAAGAGAGUGUUGAAGGGCCCUUCACAGAUGGUGAAGGAUGCACUGGUCGAUGAGUUUAAGCAGGCUGCUUAUUCGUUUGGCAUCACCAAUUUCAAUUCUUGCAUUGACAGCAUCCGGAAUGUUUCACAUGAUGUCGCCGCGUGGCUCUUGGAAAGCAAGCCCGAACAUUGGUCGAAUGCAUUCUUUAGGGGCUCACGGUAUGAUCAUGUAUCAUCGAACAUUGCGGAGUUGUUCUACGGUUGGAUAUCAGAGGAGCGGGAGCUAUCAAUAAUACAGAUGAUCGACACGAUACGGUGUAAGAUGAUGGAAAUGAUUUACAGGAGUCGAGAGGCUUCAAGUGCAUGGUCUACAGUUCUCACACCUUCAAUGGAGCAAAGACUACAGUUAGAGAUGUACAACUCGCGCCCACUCAGUGUGUUGUUCUCAUCAGGGAGUGUGUUUGAAGUCCGCGAUGAUUCGGUCAACAUCGUGGACAUUGAGACAUGGGAUUGCACAUGCCAGAGAUGGAAGAUGUCUGGGUUGCCAUGCAUUCAUGCAGCUGCAGUUUUCGAUCGAACAGGUAGGAAUAUGUAUGAUUACUGCUCAAGAUACUUCACGGUCGAUUGUUACCGGUUAGCAUACACAGAAUCCAUCCACCCAAUACCAGAUAUUGGAAAGCCUAUAAGUGAAGAUUCCAACACCCAGAUGAUUGUACGCCCACCCCGCAUCCAUCGACCACGCCAGCCGUCCCGCUGGCCAAAAAAGAAGCGAAAAGAACCGCUUGAUCAGAAUAAGAAGCUAAGGCUAUUCCAUUGCAGUAGAUGCGGUGCAGUUGGUCACAAUAAGGCAACAUGCAGAGAGCCAGAAUAGAGAAAUCGUUAGUGUUGACUUCAAUUGUAUUUAGAAACUAUUGAGUUGGUUGUAAAUACUAAUUCCUUGUAUUUAUAGAUGAUUUUUGUACUUUUUUUUGCAAGUUUUUGAAAUGUAAGUGCAUGCAUGACGGCCAA